Molecule: messenger RNA, 768 nt
Organism: Parastagonospora nodorum SN15
Lineage: Eukaryota; Fungi; Ascomycota; Dothideomycetes; Pleosporales; Phaeosphaeriaceae
Exons: 3
Coding region: 1-768 (255 amino acids)
Biological process (GO): regulation of DNA-templated transcription
Molecular function (GO): DNA-binding transcription factor activity
Source: RefSeq, a predicted model, not a curated record
AUGCCAUCUCCAACACUGCUUCACUUCCAACAAGUUUCAAGACGCGCACGAAGAGCGACACGAAUGGUAGAAGAAGAGCAGCUCAUUCAGAAACCCAAGAAGGUCAAUAGCGAGAUUCGCAAGCAGCAAAACAGGAUUGCUUCGAGGAAUUACCGUGAAAAACGCAAGAAGAAGCUCCAGUACCUCCAACGGUUGGUUGAAGAAGGGUCAAACGAUGGUCAGACUCCAGAGCCCACACAGCAGCCGCAGCAAGCGCACGUUAGCUCUCAAGUCUCACAAAAUGACAUAGGGCUUGUAUCUCCGCCUUUUAUGCUACCUUCAGCCAGUGGCUUCGUACCAUUGAGUUCGAGCGGCAUUCCUGCGCUGGACCUAGCUGCGACAUCAAGCAGUACCACUUUUGACAGCCACGGACUGCCCACUACACAGACUUACCUACCAUUCGGGUCGUCCUGGAAUAGCCAAACACUUGACUCGCCGUCUCCAUCGAACACUGUAUACACACCAGCAUGGAUGAACAGCAUCGGCGGUAGAUCACGACCUACCCUGAGCCCAGAGACUUUCCACUUCUCGGCGCAAGCAAGCCAGGCAGUCUUUGAGACAACCACAGACUCCUACCACUGCGCUGGAGAAGUCACGCCUCAAGCCGAACAUUAUGCUCUCGACUCACCUUAUAUGAGCUACAACGCACCGCAAUCCCAAGCACCCAGUGCAUCCAGCUACUUCUUCCACGCCCCGCCACACCCUUUCGAGCGAUUCGUAUUCGUCUGA